AUUAAUGAAAUGUUUGGUAUUUUAUUUGUAUUUGCAGGCAACAUGCACAUCAUCCGCUGCUAUUUCACAAAACAGCACACGAGAUUACAGUUCCGUACAUACACAACAACCAGCUGGACCAAUCAGGGAAUACAAAAUCGAUCCGUAUAUCUUAUUAGAAGAUGAGCUAAAAUAUGUUUUCGAGGACAUUCGACAGGAAUUACAUCAAGGAACAAAUCAACAAGAACUCAUACAAAUUGCCGAAUAUUAUUUCGAUGGACAAGGCAAAGCUCUCCGUCCGAUGGUGACGAUGUUAAUGGGAAAAGCAAUUAAUUAUCACAUGCACAGAGAAAACAGUCCGCAGAUUGUAAACGCUCAGAGAAAAAUUGCCAUGAUAGCAGAAAUGAUCCAUUCAGCGAGUUUAAUUCAUGAUGAUGUCAUCGAUCAAUCGUUCUCCCGGCGGGGCAAACCGAGUGUAAAUGUCAUCUGGAAUCAUAAAAAAGUAACACAAGCUGGUGACUACGUACUUGCAAUAGCUUCCAUUAUGCUUUCGCGCCUUAAACAUGACGAGGUGACAUUAAUGCUCAGUCAGGUCUUGAACGACUUAGUACAAGGAGAAUUCAUGCAGCUGGGUGCAAAAGAAACUGAAAACGAAAGAUUUUCUCACUACUUCACAAAGACCUACAGAAAAACAGCAUCGCUGAUCGCAAAUAGUCUAAAAGCCGCCGCAACAAUAUCUGGAGCCGAUGCGCCGCUUGUUGAGACCGCAUUCCAAUACGGUAAAAAUCUAGGGCUCGCCUUCCAGUUCGUUGACGACCUUUUGGACUUUGUGUCAUCAUCAGAGACAAUGGGAAAACCAGCAGCAGCCGAUCUUAAAUUAGGGCUUGCUACCGCACCCGUUCUCUUUGCCUGCGAAAAGUACCCUGAAUUGAAUCCCAUGAUUAUGAGACGCUUCAAAGAGCCCGGAGAUGUCGAGAAAGCAUAUGAGCUGGUGCAUAAAUCGCAAGGUCUCGAGCAGACGCGCUUCCUUGCCCGCAAACACUGCCUCGAAGCCAUCAAAUUAGCAAACAAGUUAGCUGAAUCACCAUACCAAAAGGGCCUCACAGACAUCAUGGAUUUGGUACUGAAUCGAAUGAAAUAAGAAUCCAGAGUUGCCUUCUUAACGUACUAGCUGAGUGCAUGUACGAAAAUGUGUGCUUUCAUGCGUGUUUGUGUUUUUUAAGUGUGUUUGAAUUCUAUGGACAUGAAUGUUAUGUUGAGUGCUCGACUAGGUAACUUGACGAUCGAUUUAGAAUAAAACAGAAAAUUUACUUAUUUGCGAGCUCUUAAACAUGAAUAUAUUAAAAGAAUAUUUUAUAUCUGAAUUUUCUAAAUUGACCUACAUCCUUUCUUCCUAUUUACAUAACCCUGACCCCAAAUUCCUUAACAUCCCCGAAACUAGUACUACAACUACAUUGAAACCAUUGUACAGUACGAUGCAAUAAUGUAAUACCUACAUAACUUUAAUUGAAUUAAAAAAUUUGUGUAAAAAUAAGCUUAAAAAAUUAUUAUAAUUCUUAUUAUAAAAUUGUUCUGUUUUUCUUUUAUUCAAAUCAUUUUCUCGUUCUUUCUUUGAUACGUUUAUAAAACUUUAAUCGAUGUGAGAUGAGGAUUGAUUGAGUUUUAUUAAUAACUACUUGAAAUUGUGCAAUCAACUUUUUUUAUAUAUCUUAUUAUUAUUACUUCAUAUCUGCAUGUAAAUUGAAACUAUGAAUACACAUAUUUGACUAUUCAAUCCUGAAAUCACUCGAUAUAAAUGCUCAAAAUUAUUAUUAAAACUUUCGAAAAUUUCUGAUCAUGAAAAACUUAAAAUCGAGGAACGUAAUUAAAUUGCAGAAAAUAUCAAGAACUUAACGAUGUUCUUCUAAGUAAGAAUCGAUGGAACAUUAGUUUAUGUUUGUUGUAAAUAUGUUUUAUGUUAACUUUUAGUUUUUCUAACAUCGAUGCAUAUCAGAUUUUAAUACACUUUCUAUUUAAACGGUUCCUAUUCAAAAAAUCAAUCUUUAAUUUUUCCACACACCUUUCUUGUAGUUUAUGAAACAAUUUAUUGAAAGAAAUCAAGUCUUAUGUUAUCGUUUAGCUUAAAAAUGAAUCAUCAAAUCAAUCUUUAGCUCCUUGCUCACCUGGUGAAUUAUUCAAGUCAUAUAUAAAAAUAUAUUUGAUUGCAAAUCAAUCAAUGAAGAAGAACAACAACCGGCGGAUGCAAAAGAAAAUUUAAACUGCCUUUAAGGGAAUUAUAUUAUGUCUAUUAUUUAUUAGCUUUGUAAUUGAUUGCAACGUCUUAUUACGUAUAAAAACAUAAUGAAAAGAAAUGAAUAAAAGUUUUUUUGUUCUUAGCGUAAUUGAGAUCGGAAUGAAAAUUGUGUGAAUGUGAAAAAAAUGUAUAAAAUAAUCCGCGUGAUAGCGUGAUGAGUGUCUGCAGAUAAGAUCAUAUUAUAGAUGAAGAAAAAAAUUCACCUCCUUAUUAUUAAUCGUGAGUGAGAGACUUAAAAAUAGUUUUCUUUCCGAAUCUUUUCUUUUUGUUUCUUUUACUGUCUCCUUUCAUGAAUUUGUUGUGUAUAUUAAACAAAGUCGUAAAAAAAUUAUGAACCAUUAAUACAAGGAGACGUUCGUUCAUUGAAGAAAAAGAAAAUUCGUUUCUAUCUAAUUGAUUUUUUAAUAAAAGAGGAAAAGAAAAAAAAACAGAAAAUGAAGAAAUAAUUAAAUUUUCUUUUUAAUUCGAACAACAUAAAUUCGAUGAUAAGCAAAGAGAGAAACUGAUGUACGCAUAAAUGAAAAGAUUCAUAUAUUAUGCAAUUAUAAACAAGAACAAUUUUUAUAAGAAAAUAAAAAAGACAUUACAUUUUGUUAUCAAGCGAGAAUCAAGAUCAUUGUUGAAGAUUCGAUUGGAGAUUCUCGCUGAAUCAGAUGGCCAAUAAAAAACAAAAGAAAAAAUGUUGAAAAUAAAAAUUUGAUAACAGAA
Messenger RNA from Clunio marinus, 2980 nucleotides. The record is from the annotation of a GenBank genome assembly. NCBI's taxonomy places the organism in Eukaryota, Metazoa, Arthropoda, Insecta, Diptera, Chironomidae.